Messenger RNA from Podospora pseudocomata, 1332 nucleotides. It is a transcript of the gene TRM10, whose product is annotated as tRNA (guanine(9)-N(1))-methyltransferase. The record is from RefSeq and is a predicted model, not a curated record. The transcript has a single exon. Gene Ontology annotation, molecular function: tRNA binding. Bases 1 to 1332 code for a protein of 443 amino acids. Gene Ontology annotation, biological process: tRNA N1-guanine methylation. Lineage: Eukaryota; Fungi; Ascomycota; Sordariomycetes; Sordariales; Podosporaceae. Gene Ontology annotation, cellular component: nucleus.
AUGGCUACCGUAACCGAUCCGCAAACCGUCGCACCGGACGUUGAGAUGACCGACUCUCUGGCCACCACCAGCGACUCCAAUAACCUCUCAACUGCCAAUGGCAAGCGCAAGGCCGACACCGAUGUCAGCGAGCUCGAUAACAGAACCAUCAAGAAGAACACACCCUCUGUCAACAACGACGAGCAGCCAGCCAACCCCUCCGAGGCUGCCAUCGAUACCAACAUGAUCCCGGCCGAGCAAGCUGGGCAGACUCCGGCUUCGACCGAAACCCCUUCCACCGAAGAGGUCAAGCCUGGUCCCUCCAAGCGCGAGCUCAAGAAGUUGCGCAAACAAGCCGCCUAUGAAGCCUACGCCGAGCAGCGCAAACAGAAGCGCAAAGAUAAGCGCCACGAGAAGCAAGCCCAGCGUCGAGAAGAGAAGGAGGAGUUGAUGGCUAAAGCUGUCGAGAAAGGACUCGACCCAAUGGCCUUCAUUCCCACCAAGAAGCCUCUCGAACCCAACUUCCUCCCCAUCUCCGUUGUCAUCGACUGCGACUUCGAGCAAUACAUGCGCGAAGGAGAACUGAUUUCCCUGUCGAGCCAGCUCACCAGAUCGUACGCAAUGAACCGCAAGGAGAAAAACCAAGCCCAUCUGUCACUCAGCGGGUUUGGGGGCAAGCUCAAGGAAAGAUUUGAGACAAAGCUCAAGAACACCCACCUCAACUGGAAGAAUGUGAUCAUUACCGAAAACAACUUUGUCGACUGCGCCCAGCAAGCUAUCGACGAGUUUAUUCAGCCUUAUACCGCGUACAACCUUCCCGAUCACGUCGCUUCGAAGGAGACGGGCAACGUCCCUCACAUGAGUCUCGAUGAGAAGUUUGAUAACAAGUCGACCGAGGAUGUCGAGGAGGACAGUGUCCACAAGAACAUUGUCUACCUCACUUCCGACUCGCCGUAUACCCUUGACAGACUCGAACCAGGGACCGCGUACAUCAUUGGAGGGUUGGUCGAUCGCAACAGGGAGAAGGGUCUUUGCUACAAGAGAGCGCAAGAACACAAGGUUCGCCAUGCGAAGUUGCCGAUCGGGGAUUUCAUGGCCAUGCAGAGCCGGUUUGUCUUGACGACGAACCAGGUGGUGGAGAUUAUGGGGAAGUGGCUGCAGUGUGGUGACUGGGGGCAGGCCUUUUUGGAGGUGAUCCCGAAGCGGAAGGGUGGUGUGCUGAAGGAGGGUGGUGGGAGUCAAGCUGGGGGUGAUGACGAGGGGAAUGUCAAGGAGGAGGAUACCAAAGAGGAUCAGAAGGAGGAUGAGCCGGACAAGUCGACCGACACUGAGAUCAAGCCGGAGAUGGAUUAG